Messenger RNA from Brettanomyces nanus, 3027 nucleotides. RefSeq lists its product as uncharacterized. The record is from RefSeq and is a predicted model, not a curated record. The coding region runs from base 1 to 3027 and encodes 1008 amino acids. The transcript has a single exon. NCBI's taxonomy places the organism in Eukaryota, Fungi, Ascomycota, Pichiomycetes, Pichiales, Pichiaceae. Gene Ontology annotation, biological process: fructose 1,6-bisphosphate metabolic process; canonical glycolysis; fructose 6-phosphate metabolic process. Gene Ontology annotation, cellular component: mitochondrion; cytoplasm; 6-phosphofructokinase complex. Gene Ontology annotation, molecular function: fructose-6-phosphate binding; identical protein binding; ATP binding.
AUGGUGAAAUCGUUGGUGUCGAACAUUUCGUUCACCUCUUUUAGUGCAUCGAAAACAAAGGAUUAUGAGGACCUUAUUAGUUUUUAUCGAUCUUUUGGCUUCAGGGUGGUUCGUAUAUUCAACAAAGAUGCCAGUUCCACUGGUAUUGAGCUAAAUGGUAUUAGUUCCGAUUCACGGAAUGAGUGUUGGUUGGCUGCUUAUCCGGUGACUCGUUUAGACACCCGUGGCAACGUUAUUCCAUUCCAGGAAACUGCCGAGUACACUCAUCCGGAACUCGAAAGCGAUCUAGCCAGGUUUAACAAGGGCGUCAUGCUAAAAAUUCGACUUGUUUCACACGACGUUCACAAAAACAUCGAAAUGCCCGGUAGAAUGGUCAUUUUAACUCAGGAUCCGGCCUCUGUCAGGUCGGUGGCAGAGAAAAACGGCUACAAAACGAGUGAAUCGACCGAUGCCUGGGUCGACUUUUACGUGUCCGACCCUGUGGGAAAUUUGGUUGGUUUUACGGCGAAUGCUUUGCCAGGAAAUGACCAAGUCUCGCAUCAGUUGAAGCAGGAGGCCGAUUUCUUUGCUUCUGAUGCGUCUAUCAAGGCUGUAUAUACCCAGGAAGCCCACAAUGCUAUCGCAGAAGUCACUAGAAAGUCGUCAAAGAAGCGUCUAGCAGUGAUGACAUCAGGGGGAGAUUCUCCUGGUAUGUGUGCUGCCGUUAGAGCCGUUGUUCGUGCUGGACUCUUUUUUGACUGCGAGGUUUUUGGAUGCUAUGAGGGUUAUUCAGGUCUAGUUCAAGGAGGAGAUCUUCUUAAACCUAUGGCCUGGGAAGAUGUUAGAGGUUGGCUAUCCUUAGGUGGUACUCUUAUCGGUACAGCUCGUUGUUUAGAGUUUAAGGAGCGUGCUGGACGUCUUUUGGCAGCCAGAAAUAUGAUUCUCAGAGGAAUUGAUGCUCUUAUUGUCUGUGGAGGAGACGGUUCUUUGACUGGUGCAGAUUUGUUCCGGGCCGAAUGGCCUUCAUUGCUUGAAGAACUCAUUAAAACUGGCAAAUUGACCGAGGAACAAGCUAAUCCAUACAAGACACUUACUAUUGUCGGUAUGGUGGGCUCCAUUGAUAAUGAUAUGGCCAUGACUGACAAUACAAUCGGUGCAUAUUCAUCUCUUGAGCGUAUAUGCGAGAUGGUUGACUAUAUUGAUACCACGGCAGCUUCUCAUUCACGUGCCUUUGUUGUAGAAGUGAUGGGACGUCACUGUGGUUGGUUGGCCAUUAUGGCCGGUGUCUGUUGCGGAGCAGAUUAUGUAUUUGUUCCUGAGCAGCCUCCAUCAGCAUCUGGCUGGAAAGACGAGCUCAAAAAGGUUUGUCUUAGACAUAGAAAACGUGGUAGAAGAAAGACAACAGUGAUUGUGGCUGAAGGUGCCAUUGACGACAGCUUGCAGCCAAUUACAUCUGAGCAAGUUAAGGAUACUCUUGUUGAGCUUGGAUUGGAUACGCGAGUCACUACACUUGGUCAUGUUCAACGAGGAGGUUCGGCUGUUGCAUUCGAUCGUUUGUUGGCUACUAUGCAAGGUGUUGAAGCAGUCAAGGCUGUUCUUGAGAGCACUCCAAACACUCCUUCCCCUAUGAUUGGUAUCCAAGAGAACCAGAUUGUUCGGAUUCCACUUGUUGAGGCUGUUAGCCAGACAAAGGCUGUAGCCAAGUGUAUUGAGAAGAAGGACUUUGCCGGAGCCUUUAAUCUUCGUGAUGCAGCAUUCCAGGAGACUUGGCUCGAUUUUGCCUCGCUUUCUGCAGGCGAUGAUGCAUCUUAUUUACUUCCUGAAGACCAGAGAUUGAACAUAGCCAUCGUUCAUGUCGGGGCUCCUACGGCAGCCUUAAAUGCAGCCACUAGAGCAGCAGUUUUGUAUCUGUUAUCUCGUGGUCACACUCCAUACGGCGUGGAAAAUGGCUUUAGUGGCCUUAUUCGUCACGGGGCCAUGAGGAAACUAUCAUGGAUGGAUGUGGUGGAGUGGCAUAACGUGGGAGGCUCGUUCUUAGGUACCAAUCGGUCACUUCCCUCGUCAGAUAUCGGUACAGUGGCCUUCUACUUGCAGAAAUUCCAGAUCCAAGGCUUGCUUAUAAUUGGAGGAUUCGAAGCUUACAGAUCUCUAUAUGAGUUGAAGCACUCUCGAGACAAAUAUCCUAUUUUCAACAUGCCUUUAGUUUGUUUACCAUCUACGGUUUCCAAUAAUGUGCCCGGAACGGAGUAUUCACUCGGUUGUGACACGUGUCUUAACGUUUUGGUGAGUUAUUGUGAUGCUGUGAAACAGUCUGCAUCUGCUUCGCGUCGUCGUGUGUUUGUGGUGGAAGUUCAAGGAGGAAACUGUGGAUAUGUAGCCUCGUAUAUCGGUUUAGCCACAGGUGCAUUGGCUGUUUACAGACCAGAGGACAGCAUUACGUUGAAAUCGGUUCGUGAGGACUUGAUCUUACUCGAAAAGUCGUUUGUAAAUGACCAAGGAGAGGACAGAUCCGGAAAGAUGGUGAUCCGUAACGAGAACGCUUCAGAUAUCUACAGUACAGAACUCAUUGCAGACAUUCUUCGUGAGGAAGCGGAUGGAAAAUUCGAAUCUAGAACGGCUAUUCCAGGUCACGUGCAGCAGGGUAAAAUUCCAUCAUCUAUGGAUCGUUGCUAUGCGGCUCGUUUUGCCAUUAAGGCAUGUAAGUUCCUUGAAGAAAACAACGAGGAGAUCAAGAAGUCUGUUAAGCUUUUGGAAUCUGAAGGCUUCGGCUCAAACGAGACGGAUUUAGGACGAUCGGACAGUGAAUUGAAGUUUGUUUAUAAGCACGGCAGAAAGGUGGUUGUUCCAGAGCUGAAUAACGCUAAGUUGGUGGGUAUUCAUGGUACCAAGGUGACGUUCGAGGAUAUCGAUUUCCUUUGGAAAAAGAACACUAACGUAGAAGCUAGAACUGCAUUAGAAGUUCACUGGGACCAGAUGAAUGUCGUGAAUGACAUUCUAUCGGGACGUCUUAUGAUCAGAAAGCAGGGUGAUAAUAACGACAACAAUUAA